Molecule: messenger RNA, 2132 nt
Organism: Ruditapes philippinarum (Manila clam)
Lineage: Eukaryota; Metazoa; Mollusca; Bivalvia; Venerida; Veneridae
Product: centriolar satellite-associated tubulin polyglutamylase complex regulator 1-like
Exons: 10
Coding region: 260-1408 (382 amino acids)
Source: RefSeq, a predicted model, not a curated record
AUAGCUCUGCACUGAUAUUGUAAAGAGAGAAAAUGUCAAACUUGGAUAUCAUUGAAGUUCUGUUUUGUCAGUGAUUAUUUCCUUUCAUAUCAUCAAACAUAUGAAACAGAUUAUUUAACUACCAUAUUUUUUUUAAGGGUAACAUUUUACGAGCCCUUCUUUUUGUUUAAUUAAAGAUUACCCUGUUGUUAUGGACGCUUUGCACAUGGUCAGUGUUUUAUGAUUGUUGCCUGUUGAUAAAAACACACAGGAGGGAACCAUGUCUGUGUACACAAAUGAAGAUCGUUUUUCCAUGACAGCUGAAAGAUAUUUAGCAAAGCAUCAUGUUUUGACAUAUAUGGAGGAUAGUAUUGCUCAACUAUUGGAAAAUAGAGAAGAAAACCCAAAACUUAACCCAAUAAAGAUACUUAGUGAAUAUUUUACAGCUUUGAGGGAUGGUAACCAUACAAUGUUUAGAGAAUAUCAGUUUAUUCACAUGACACCUCAUAAUAGAGCAUCAUUCGUUAAACUGUUCUGGAAAUGUUAUAAACAGAUUGGCAAAAAAGGAGAUUUACUUAGUAUACAAGAAUACCAUUCCUUGAUUACUCUACUGUGUUCAGAUUUUCCUUUUGAAAUUGUACAGAAAACUGCAAGGAUAAUCUUGAUGGAUGAUGCCUUAGAUUGCCUGAUCUCCUUUACAGAUUUUAUUUAUGCAUUUCAAACACAAUUUUACUAUGAAGAGUUUCUUGACAAAUGUUUAGAGAUAUAUCAGUCGAUGAUACAGACACAUUCUAGUCCACGUAACCCUGUUGUUGUACCGUCAGGUACCGAGGAUACGAAAAUACACAUGAACAACCAUCUACCUGGAGAUGGUGUAGACGCAAUGCAGUAUUUCAGGGCUGUAUACCCUCUCUGUGAUAGAAUGAACUAUAGCACACCUCCUGCUGAAGCCCUGAAGGAAAUCUUGUUUAAUGUUCCGAGAGUAUCAUUCUAUGGUUUUCUAAUGGCUAUAGCUAAAAGUGACGCUAUUAAUGAACACAUAGGUAGGCUACCUGUGAAGUCUGAAUUACUGGAAGGCGCAGACACUGAAAUUACACAUCAAGAAAUGCAGGAGGAGAAAAAGGGGGCAAAUAAUGCUGGGCCUAGAAACUACUUGGUAAAGAAAAGGACUGUUCCUAUUAAAACAAAGGCUGAUUCUGCACCAUUGGACAUGAACAAUUCUAACCCAGUUGUCAUGGUAACAAAAACAAGUGUUCCACAAUCACAACCAAGAUCUAGGUCAGUGUCAAGGUCACGGGUAUCAAGUAGAGGUCAAGGUCAACAGAAUCAAUUGACUGUUGCAAAACCAUCGAAGAAGAAAGUGAUAAGUUCAGAGGAAAGUAGUGAUGAUACUGAUGAUUCAGACGAUGAUACUGAUGAUGAUGAAUAGCAAGUGAUAAUCAGUUGAAAAAUUACUGUGUUUAAGGCCUUGAAUAAUAAGCUAGCAUGAACAUGAGAACUUUGUAAGCUUGAAGGAAUUUUUGGUUUUCUACUAAUUGCCCAUAAGGGAAGGUUAAAUACCCAACUUCAGAUGUCUAUUUUAAUGACUUGAAUGUCAAACAUUCUCACAGACUCAUUCCUUUGAUGAUCUUGUUUUCCUAAAAUUAUCUUGUUUUUAUUAAAAAAAAUUACUGUAGCAGAUAAACCUUUGACAAUCUAUUCUCAAAAGGCCUGCUCACACUUGUAUAAAUCUGGGUCUUUCUUCUUGAAAGACCCUGUAUAAAUAAAGGAAGCUUAGAGAUACCCAGGGCUUCAGGCGUUAAUUUUUUUUUUUAUUAUUCAUAACAUAGUUAUACGUUAUUUCGUACUUGUGUUAUUUCGUACUUGUUCGUGAGCACAUCACCAUUUUUGAUAGUAUCAACUUGCUGAACAGAAGCACAUAAAUCAAAUAGAAGCACAUAAAUCGACAGACUGGAAUCCAGGCUAGCUUUAAUAGUGAGAACCUUUGAUAUAUAGAUAAUAGGUCAUUUCAGAGUCAUAAGUGUUUAUGUUUGUAAUAAUUGUGGAAAAAUAAGUGUACAAUUACUUAAUAGUGUAUGAAUGAUUGUUGAAAUGUAUUGUUUAAAUGUAUUUACUGCAUGAUUUUUUAUAAAUCAUUAAAACAUUGAAAUUUA